AUGCAGUUUAAGGAUAUUGCAGUUAAAGUGGCGAAUGUUGAGCUUUAUUAUAAAGCUGUUCAUUUUUUCUUGCAAGAGCAACCAGAUCUUAUCAACGAUUUUCUUAAUGUACUUGCUCUUCGCGUUGACCAUACCUGUGUCGUCGACAUCAUGCGAAAGGCAGGGUACCUUCCACUUGUGAAACUGUAUAUGGUUUCAAUUCAGAGCAACAAUGUGUGGAGGAGGAAGACUAUGAAAGGCUGGGAGUCUAUUGACUUACACGAUAACUUUGACGAGAUUGGCCUUGCACAGAAGGUGAGUUUGAUUGCAUAA
Molecule: messenger RNA, 312 nt
Organism: Lactuca virosa
Lineage: Eukaryota; Viridiplantae; Streptophyta; Magnoliopsida; Asterales; Asteraceae
Source: the annotation of a GenBank genome assembly